CAUAAACGGACACCGACUCGCCCUUCCUCUCAAUCACAAUAACUGACACUCAUACCGCUCUCGUCGCAGAACACGGCCACUCCCGCCACAAAGCCUCAGAACAGCGGAUAAGCAUCGACGCCGCACCUUGCUUCGACUCACCGCCCGCGCCGUCACACUACCAUACCAAUCUCACCGGCACUGGACGCAACGGCCGAGAUGCAACAAUAGACCCUUUCGGAGAGUGCAGUGUCACAUCACACUGCCAUGAAGAAAGACCGGAGACAAUCAAACAGCAUCACAUCUCUCACGCGGGAGAGCCGGUGAUCGGAAGAAUAUGGACACACAAGUUGAAAGCGCCAUCGAACUCGCUUUCAAUCCCACGACAGAGCACAACCUCAAAGGACAGGCAUACGACUUUCUGAAUGUCUUGAAGCAGGAUCCAAAUGCGUGGCAGGUCUGCCUGGCCUUGUUCACACGCCAUCCGUCUCCAUCAGAAGUGGUGCGACUCGUGUGCCUGGAGAUUGUCAACAAUGCGGUGCAGACGCAGAGGUUGGACCAAGCUGGCCUGAAUGAUGUGAGGUACCGUCUGAUGGACUACGUGCGUCGGCGCUACAGCUCAACGUCGACGGAGGCAGACACCCCUACCAUCCAGAACAAGGUCACGCAGACUCUCACAUAUCUCUUCACAUCCCUCUAUGCCUCGGACUGGACGGACUUCUUUGACGAAUUCAUUGCGCUGGCAAGCUCGAGCUCGGAGACGAGCUCUGAUGGAGCACAAGCUCCCACUGUGCUGCUUCUGCGAAUCUUGGGGUCAAUUCAUGAUGAGAUUGCGGAUGUGAUGAUUCCACGCACUCCGGAAGAGGCACGACGUAGUGCAGAGCUGAAGGAUUUGGUCAGGACCAGGGAUGUCAACAAGAUUGCCACCAUUUGGCAGGACAUUCUUUCCAACUGGACGCAGUUGGACCUGGGGAUAGUCGAGAUGUGCCUGCGAACGAUUGCGAAAUGGGUCAGCUGGAUUGACAUAUGGCUGGUCAUCAAUGAACGGAUCCAGGGAGCGCUGCUGGAAAUCGCUGGCCAACAGGGCAGUCUAACUACAGCCAGUAGAGAGGCAAAGGCACGCGAUGCCGCCAUUGACACGUUCACAGAGACCGUUGGCAAGAAGAUGCAACCAAACGACAAGGUGGAGCUGAUCAAUUACCUGAACCUGGGCAGUAUCGUCGGGCAGCUUGUUGCAAGCCCCGCGCUCUCGGAUCUACGAAAGACCUCGGACUACGAUACAGACCUGGCGGAAACUGUUGCGAAAUUGGUGAACAAUGUCGUAUUUGAUGUGGUCAAGGUUCUGGAUAAUGACAGCAUCGAAGCUCAGACUCGAACCAAAGCGGAUCAGCAGCUUCAGACAUUUGUUCCUUACCUGCUACGCUUCUUUUCCGAUGAAUACGACGAGAUCUGCUCCGCUGUGAUACCAUCGUUGACAGAUCUGCUCACAUUAUUCCGAAGACUCAACAAGGUGAAAGGCGGCCUACCAAGCCACUACUCUGGCAUGCUGCCCCCUAUCUUGGACGCCAUCGUCGCGAAAAUGAAGUACGACGAUACUGCCAGUUGGGGUGAUGAGGAUGAGCAAACAGAUGAAGCGGAAUUCCAGGAAUUGAGGAAACGCCUCCAUGUACUUCAGCAGACCGUAGCUGCCGUGGACGAAAGCAUGUAUAUGGACAACCUGACGAGAGUCGUGGCCAACACUUUGGGAAGACUUGGCACCGAGGAUCGUCCCAACUGGAGAGAUCUCGACUUGGCUCUGCUGGAGAUGCACCACUUCGGCGAGUUGGCCAUUAGGAAUGGUGGGCUUUAUAACAAGUCAAAGCCCACCUCCGAGGCUGCCUCACGCCUCGUAGAGAUGAUGUCAACCUUGGUGGCCUCCGAUCUGGCGACAUAUCCACAUCCAGCGGUGCAGCUCCAGUACAUGGAGCUCUGCGUCCGCUAUGUGCAAUACUUUGAACAAAACAUUGCUGGAAUUCCCAAGGUACUCGAGAACUUCGUGACAUUCAUCCACAGUGAUCAUAACAAAGUGCGUCUGCGCUCGUGGUACCUCUUUCAGCGCUUUGUAAAGCACCUACGAGCACAAUUGGGAGAGUAUGCCCAAACGAUUGUCCAGGCCGUGUCGGACCUGUUGACCAUCAAAGCCGAGCUUCCCACUGAUAAGGACGAGGAUGACGAUUCUUCCAGCGAUGGAGUGUCGACAGACGCCGCGUUUCAAAACCAGCAAUAUCUCUUUGAAGCCAUUGGGCAAGUAUCGUCCACGCAGAAUGUGCCGACUCCAACGAAAGUCGCAAUCGCAAAGACCGUAAUCGAGCCACUGUCUCUCGACUUGAGCAACCACCUGCCCUCAGCGAGAAACGGUGAUGAGCGGGCUAUUCUCCAGGUACACCAUGUGAUCAUGGCACUUGGUUCGCUUGCAAAUGGUUUCUCGGAUUGGACUCCAGGAGCUCCUACGAGCACGCCACCUCCGGCAGAGCUGGCGAAGGAGUUCGAGUCUGCCGGCGAGACGGUGUUACUUGCGCUGGAGAACCUCAAGCACAAUUCUGAACUUCGGGCAGCUGCACGACAUGCAUUCUCGCGCUUCUUGGGCGUACUGGGAGCACAAGUGCUACCUCAACUUCCACGAUGGAUUGAGGGACUCUUGUCAUCGGCCUCGUCCAAUGAUGAAAUGGCAAUGUUCCUUCGCACACUAGGCCAAGUUGUCUUUGGGUUCAAGACCGAAAUCUUCGCCAUUCUCGACCAAUUGUUGACUCCCCUCCUCCAGCGCGUAUUCGCCGGUUUCUCGCAAGAGAUUACUGGCACAGAUGACGAAAUUCAACUGAGAGAGCUGAGAAGAGAGUAUCUUAACUUCGUGCUUGUCAUUCUCAACUACGAUCUUGCCUCCGUGCUCGUCACGCCUGCAAAUCAAGGAAUCUUCGACACCUUUGUGACGUCCAUCACACGCUUCUCGUGUGACAUAUCAGAUGCUCAAAGUGCCAGGUUAGCUUUCUCGGUCCUAACCAAGAUGACAAGCAUCUGGGGAGGCCCAGACCUCUCCAAUUUCAGCGCUAGUGAGGCCGUGGCGCAGCCCACUCUGCCUGGUUUCGAUAGCUUCAUUCUCACGCAAUUCGCGCCACUGCCUUGGGCACUGGUCUCUACGCAAGGAUUCAGCCCGCACGAUGCGCAAAUGAGAACGGUGCUGCAGGAAGCUGGGGUCCUACAAUGGACGAUUCUCCGCAAGAACGGGCUCGCGUAUCAAACUCAGUUACAGAACGAGUUGCGGAAUUUGGGUGUGGGUGAUGAUGGCAUCCAAUCGUACCUCACUAGCAUUAGUGGCGAUGCCCUCGCAUUUCGGAAAUUCUUCAGCUCGUUCGUGGCACAAGCAGCGAAGAGAUGACGAUUUUACAGGGGAUGAUGAUGGGAAUGCUGACGACUUUUUACUGACUUGAAAGAAAAUGCAGCGGUGGCUCUUACAGAGCGCCUAAUAAGGGCACUCGCAGAUUGUGAGUGAUGCCUUCUGGUUUUUGCCUAUCUGGAGCGCAGGCAUGUUCUCUAGCCAUGCAGAUAGCGUACGAGAAAUCAGUGAAACACGGAUAUGAGCAUUUCCCACCUCGGCAUAUCACCAACCAGCCAUGAAACCGCGCAGAUGGAUCAUGACCAAAUUCUCACCCCUCCGUCCCCUCCCGCCACAGCUCUAAUCUGACCCCCAAUCGUCAAAGGAUUCCCUUCAAAAACCACAAAUUCACUAAACUCAUCAUCAUCUUCUUCUUCUUCGCCACCACCACUUUCCCCCUUCAACCCCAUCAUCUCCUCAAUCCCCCUCGAAACCAUAUCCAAAGCCUCUUCCUCCCCAAUUUUCCCUCCACUAUUCGCAUGUACAAUCCCCGCUUGCAAAAACAAAUCUCGCGCUUCCCAAUCCUCAUCCACUCCAAUCGCCACUCGCACCCCGGCGUUGUGUAAGACGUCUAUUGCCGUGCCGUUGCUCAGUGGAGCUCCUGGAAGCGCGCGUCGUUGGUCCCAGGUGGUGGCGUAGCUGAAUAAGGGGGAGAGAAUGAUGGAGAUGGAAGAGGAGGAGAGUUCGUGGGCGAGCAGGUGGCUUUCGGAUGCGCCGAGGAGGAUGAGGUUGAGUUUUUUGGGUUGUGGGGAUGAGGAGGAGGGAGAAGAAGAGGAGAUGUUGAUGGCGGAUUCGAUUUCGUGUUUGAGGCGGAUAAGAGAGGCGAUUGUGUCGGCUGAGUGGACGCUGAUGACGAGGGGGAGAGUACCGUUGACGACUUGGGAUAGAGCGAGGUCUUCGGGUUGGAGAGGCUGUUGCUGCUGUUUCUUUUCCUCGCCUCCUUUUGUAUCGUUGGACGAGGGAAUGGCGUUGAGAAGCUUCGAUCGCAGGUCGGCGAUGGCGCUGGAGAUGGUGGGAGUUUUGCCUUGUUUGGCGUCCGAGGUGAGAGUAUAGUGCAGUGCGACUGCAGGAUUCACAAUGGCGUGUUUUUCCAGAGCGUGUUUGGCUCCCGUGCGGAAUGCGACACUGAUGCCUUUGUGCUCUGUACCGGCGAAUUUGGGCGCGGUGAUGGCUUUGGUCACUCCGUGAUUGUAUGCUGCUGCGAGGUUUUUGCCUUCGAAUCGAAGUCCGUCUACGGCAUGCGAGAAGGAAUCUUCGGAAAGUGAUCCAUCGGAUGUGUCUGCCUCGGCUGCAAUCUCUUCGAGGCCGAGAAGGCUUCCAAAUGCUGUGAGAGGUGGAGUGAUAUAGCCGUCGCUCAACGCAAUGAUGUUGCUCGUCGCUGAUAUGGCAUGUUCGCAGGGACCUGCGCAAACGAUCUUGCCAUUUGCAACCACUAGACUGGCGUUCUCAUGCAGAUCCCUCGUGUGCUCAAACCCAGGAAGAUGAAUCUUGGAAAUGCCAGUGAAUACCACACUAUUCACGGGAUUGUCCUGUUUCACCAGUACCGGGUAGUCAGUCGUCUCCAUCGAAGGCGUCACUGGCUUCUGAAGUUCGACGGGAUCCUUGAAUUGAGGCACUCCAUCAAUGAACACCUGAACCGGUGUUGCGCCCACAGACAGCGGAUCGGAAUCCCACAGAGUCACAUCGGCAUCAUAUCCCGACUUGACUUUUCCGAUGCGUGAGCCCAGUCCCAGCAACUCCGCUGGUGCGCUGGUCACUCCUGCGAGUGCAGCAUGGUAAGGAAGCCCAUAACGAUGUGCCUUCGCUGCUUCAAAGACCACAUGUUGCGCAUUGAUGACGGGGUUAUCGCUGACGUACACUGGAGUAAUGCCCUCGUCGUAGAGGAUCUUGCCCGCUUGCUCUGAUGCGACGUACGCCUCGGCCUUGUAGUUCAUGUUGUCGGCAAAGAGUGCGGCUGCGGGGGCUCGUCCACCAUAGGCUCUUUUCAGCACAUCAGGAAUCAGAUAUGUACUAUGCGCGUGGUGAAAAGCUCGGACUGGGAACUUGAACUCAUUCGUAUAGCCGAUGAAGGACUCGAGAUCCGGAAUGGUAUAGCAGUGAGUGUUGACCAUGACUUGCCCUCGCAGGACCGCGGCUAGUGUUUCCCACUGAAGGUCUUUGGGAAGAUAUGUAGUCAUCUUCUCCGCACCAACAGCAUCUGCGGUCGCGCACCAGUCAUCUUGCGAAUUCUUGAGAGCAGCAGCCUGCUCAAAUGCAUGUCGAAACUCCCACGCUUCACCAAGUCUGGAAAAUGGCCCAAAGUUUCUUCCCGCUUUACCAUAGACUCUUUUCGCGUUCUCUCCGCAGGCCAUUUUGAUGUAUCUAUGAUUACGGUCUGGAUCGGCAAGCAAACUCUCUAUGCUGAGCUCCGGUCUGCCAUUUGCUUUGCCAACAGCGUGUUUGACAACAAAGGCCUCGCCUCCGAUGUUGUUCCCACUGCCUGGAAGGAUCAAAGAGGUCGUGACUCCACCAGACUUGAUGACCUGGAAUUGAGGGUCAAGUGGAUUGAACCCGUCGAGACUGCGAACAUAUGGUGUGAUAUCCUUGGAUAGUUCAUUUGUGUCAUCAUUACCUUGCAGAUCAGGCAAGGAGUCUACGCCAGUAUGCGAAUGCAUAUCAAUGAUGCCAGAAGUGAGUUGUCUCCCCGCGGCUUCCACGAGAUCAUAUUCAUCAGGCAAUUCAUCCUUGCUGAUAUGCUCGCUCACUUUCUGAAUUAGCCCGUACUGGAGUAAUACGUCGAGUCGAGCCCACGAGUAGUUUCCAGUGUCCGCAUCUGGCUCGCCUGUCCAGACGGUGGCAUUCUGAAUGAGAACCGGUUUCACUCCCUCAACAUAUCGGGCACUGACAUUGCGAUGUCCGCUUGGAUCCUCUGGCUUCGUCCGCAGCUUGGCACAGGUGGCAUAGUCCUCUUGAAGUCUAUCCGUAGAGAGUAGACCUGCUUGAAGCGGCCUUCCGGAUGAAAUGGAGAGACUAUACAAGAUGUAUCCCAGACAUGCCAGAACGCUGAAUCUCAACACUCGACGCCUCAGUCGUCUUCGGCGAUGCUGUACUGCAUAUUGAUCUGUUCUGGUAUAGGCGGGGAGGCCUUCAAAUGCUUCGAUCUUGUCCAUGUUCUGUUUCUAGGGGUGACGACGCCCCUGUGCUGAUGAAUGUAAUAGUCUCUGAGGUACUAUCGUGGGCAAG
Molecule: messenger RNA, 6610 nt
Organism: Sphaerulina musiva SO2202
Lineage: Eukaryota; Fungi; Ascomycota; Dothideomycetes; Mycosphaerellales; Mycosphaerellaceae
Product: tRNA exportin
Exons: 1
Coding region: 317-3391 (1024 amino acids)
Biological process (GO): tRNA re-export from nucleus
Cellular component (GO): nuclear matrix; cytoplasm; nuclear pore
Molecular function (GO): tRNA binding; small GTPase binding
Source: RefSeq, a predicted model, not a curated record